Acanthamoeba castellanii str. Neff is the source of this 1059-nucleotide messenger RNA. RefSeq names its product diacylglycerol Oacyltransferase 2, putative. The transcript has 6 exons. Gene Ontology annotation, molecular function: diacylglycerol O-acyltransferase activity. The record is from RefSeq and is a predicted model, not a curated record. Gene Ontology annotation, biological process: triglyceride biosynthetic process. The coding region runs from base 1 to 1059 and encodes 352 amino acids. NCBI's taxonomy places the organism in Eukaryota, Discosea, Longamoebia, Acanthamoebidae. Gene Ontology annotation, cellular component: endoplasmic reticulum membrane.
AUGACCACUCGCGCGAUUGAAGGCAAUGGGAAUGGUGUAGCGGCUACAGGCGAGGUAAAGAUUAGAUACGAUGCCAAGGAGCAGGGGUGGCUGUCAUACAUGGUGGCCCUCGUGACACUGGCGAUGCUGGUCGGCUGGUUCUACGUGAUAGCUUUCAUCGUACUUGUGUGCAUCUACGCCACGCUCGUGCACCAGUCCCUCGUAGCCGUGGCGCUCCUCAUAGUCCUGUUCUCUUCCACCUACUGGCCCUCCCAGAUUCUCUGGCAGGAGUUCAUCGACUUGCCCAUCUGGAAGACCUGGUGCGAGUACUUCUCGUUCACGGUGAUGCAGAAGGGCAAGGGAGUGUCGCCCGACAGGCACUACAUCUUCGUCGAGUUCCCGCACGGCGUCUUUCCCCUCGGCUUCAUGCUCUCCGCCACCAUCGUGCAGAAGGUGUUGACCGGCCUACGAGUCGAGGGCGCCAUCGCCUCCGUUCUCUUCCGCAUUCCCGUGCUCGCGCAGCUGUGCCAUUGGCCUGCCACGACGGGCAACAUUCACAAGCUGUUGGACCAGGGCUCGGCUGGCCUCAUGGCCGGCGGCAUCGCCGAGAUCUUCCUCUCGUCUCGCGAGCACGAGAAAGUGUAUUUGAAGAAGCGCAAGGGAUUUGUCAAGAUCGCGCUCCAGCGUGGUGCUCCUCUAGUGCCGAUCUACUACUUUGCCGCCGCUGCCCUGCAGAUUUCUUGCCAAGUCCUCAUUUCCCUGCUCGAACGUGUAACUGUAUUGCUAGGCAACACGCAGCUGCUUGACUUUGCUGGAGGUCCGGCCAUGCAGAAGGUCUCGCGGUCUCUUCGCAUGUCGCUGCUUCUCUUCUACGGCCGGUGGUACCUCCCCGUGCCCUAUCAGGUGCCGAUCACGAUGGUCAUCGGCGAGCCCAUGGAGGUGGAGCAGGUGGACAACCCCACCGACGAACAGAUCAACCAACUGCACGAACGAUUCGUGGCCGAGUUGCACAAGCUGUUCGACGAGUACAAGCACAAGGUCGGCGGCAACUGGCACAACAAGCAGCUCCUCGUCGUGUGA